GACGCAGAAGACUGGCGAGAUUGUGAGGGGUAAACAAGAGUACGAGAUGCUGUGAAAGAAGCGGAUUACCUCACAUCUCACAUGUCUGACUGGAUGAUUCGCUCUAUUGUGGCCCGAACAAUGACGGCCGCGCGAGUGGGCUUAAAACCGCUAGAAUCGCGCGCACAGAGCGCAAUCUUCGCUGGAGACAGGCAUCAACCGUCAGAGAGCGUUGAGCUCGAGUUUGAAAUGUGCUGAUCCAGUUUAUGCUGCGCAAACGCUUCGCAUUCAGAACGCUCUCAUGAUGAACGGAUGAAGUUUGAUUGAUCGGCUCGAUUCGAGCCAAAUGCUGAUCGCACAGAACGGCUUUUGUUUAUAAACCGGUCGAUGGAAGCUGAAGGGAACUGCUGGAGGACCACAGCCAAACGGAGGCCGUUCUGAUCCUCUGAUUGAUGGUGUUCACUCUGGUGGGAGGGGCCUCUCUGUGUGGAGCGGCGGCCCUCGUGCUCCUCAUCAUCUCCACGGCUACUGACUAUUGGAUGCAGUAUCGCUACUCAGGGAACGCAGCCAAUCAGGGCCUCUGGAGGUUCUGCAUCAAUCGCAAGUGCCACGCCCACACGCUGUCAGUGGCAUUCUGGGACGCCACGCGGGCUUUCAUGCUGCUGUCGGUGCUGGGCUGUUUCGCUGGAGUGCUUUUGGGCGUCACUGCGUCUAAACGGCCCCGGAGCCGACGGGUGCAGACCGGAGGAAUCGCCCUGCUGCUGUCCGGAUUUCUUGCGCUCUUGGCUUUGGCGAUCUACACCGGCAUGACCAUUAGCUUCUUCGGCAAACGCUACAUCGACUUGAGAUUCUCAUGGUCGUAUAUCUUGGGUUGGGUCGGCAUCAUAUUGGCUUUUGCAGCAGGCAUCCUGCAGCUCUGUGCGUAUCAGAGGGGCGUCUCUGAAGCAGCACCUGCGAGCGUCUCUGACAGCUGAAGCUCAAACAUCUCAACAUGAAAUAAAUGGCAUUUGGAGUCUU
Messenger RNA from Cyprinus carpio (common carp), 996 nucleotides. It is a transcript of the gene lim2.2, whose product is annotated as lens intrinsic membrane protein 2.2. NCBI's taxonomy places the organism in Eukaryota, Metazoa, Chordata, Actinopteri, Cypriniformes, Cyprinidae. Gene Ontology annotation, molecular function: structural constituent of eye lens. The transcript is spliced from 6 exons. Bases 432 to 953 code for a protein of 173 amino acids. The record is from RefSeq and is a predicted model, not a curated record. Gene Ontology annotation, cellular component: plasma membrane.